CAAAAUUGAAACGUUUCUCAUGGCUAAGGAAUUGACGUGGAGUAACUUUUGUCCCUCUUCGCGAGAGUGGAAAUGAACACUUCGUCGGCGUUGCCUCUGCUACCAGAUACGUCGCCGUCUACGGUGAACAUGUAUAGAAUCAGCAAAGUUGCGGACCGGUUGGCUUGGCUUGCUCAAACUGGCAGCCGAGGCGACCACCCUUACGAAUUUUAUAAUCUCUGUCUCUCCCUCUCUCGAGGCAUUGAUUAUGCAGUUGCCAAUGGCGAAAAUCCGGCCAAAGCUCAUGAUCUGCCUCUACUGGUGAAACAGAUUUGUAAGCUAAAGAAUGAUGAAUUAUCACAAGCAGCUAUGAUGGUGUUGAUGAUAUCUGUAAAGAGUGCUUGUGAAAUUGGAUGGUUCCAAACAAAAGAGUCAGAAGAACUUGUUACUAUUGCUGAUGAGAUAGGAAAGGUCUACAGCAGCUCGGGGAUUUUAAAUGCUGGACCUAGUUCUUGCAGUUCUGCGAUACCAACAAUAAUGGAGAAGUUCUAUCCAAAGAUAAAAUUAGGUCCAAUACUUACGUCAAUUGAUGCCAAGCCAGGAUAUGGAGCUUUUGCUGUUGACUUCCAUAUUACGAAGAAUAAAGUUCUAAAAGAUAAAAUUUAUUUAUUGGUGGCACAAACAGAUAACAUUGAGACAUCUACAUGCCUCAUAAGUCCUCAGCAAGUGAAUUUUCUCCUCAAUGGAAAAGCGGUAACCAAUAGAACUAAUGUUCAAAUGGAUCCUGGACCACAGAUGCCAACUAAUGUGACUGGUAUGCUUAAAUUUGGGACAAAUCUUCUUCAAGCUGUGGGCCAGUUCAAUAGUCAUUAUAUUGUACUUGUUGCCUAUUUGAGUGUUGCAUCUUUGCCUGAGGAUCCAGUUCUUCAAGAUUAUUUGCAGCCUACUGUUACCUCUGUUGAUUCAGAUUCAGAUAUUAUCGAGGGGGCUUCGCAAAUUUCACUUAAUUGUCCAAUAAGCUUUACACGUAUCAAGACUCCUGUUAAAGGGCGUUCAUGCAAACAUUUCCAGUGUUUUGACUUUGACAACUUCAUUAGUAUGAAUUCAAAAAGGCCAUCCUGGCGCUGCCCUCAUUGCAAUCAGUAUGUCUGUUAUGCAGAUAUUCGUCUUGACCGAGUCAUGGUUGAGAUCCUGAAAAAUGUUGGUGAAAACAUUACGGAAGUGAUUGUCCUUGCUGAUGGAUCAUGGAAGGCAGUCUUGGAAAAGGAUCGUGAUGUGGAUAAGAUGCAGAACAAGGCCCCCAAUUGUGAAAAGGAACAAACUGAGCCGCAAGAAUCUACUUGCUCUCCUAGUACUGUUGACCUCACCAAAGAUGAUGAUUGUUUGGAGAUAAUGGACUCUUGUGAAAUUGCAGAUAGAAAACCUUUCCAGGCAUCUGUUCAUAGUCAGUUUGUUACCCCAAAUUCAACUUCCUUGGGUAUGAACUCUACUGGUAUUAAUCAAAAUGUUGCCGCCCAAAUAGAAGAUGACUUUUGGUCUGGAAUUUAUGUUACCGGUGGUUCUGAGCUACCUGUUCUUCCUGAUACUGUUUCUCCUGCAUUUAAUCAGGAACCUGCAGGUCGUGACAAUAACCCUGUUGUUAACUCUGCCAUGCACAAUUCAUUUUCGGCAACAAACAAUUUGCAGAUGCAGUUGAAUCACAUGAAUUCGGUUAAUGAGUAUGGGAGGUCAUCUUCAAUGCCAAGAAUUAAUAGGACUCCGGUAGCUGUUCAGGCCCUCCCUGUCCAAUCUCAGGCAUUGGGGCCACAGCAAAAUUCAAUAACUAAUUUGAAUAAUUCCGCUGCUACUCCUCAUAUUAAUUUGUCUAACCCAGCCUCUGUAGAUGCUAUCAGUGCCAUACUGAGUGAUACGGAAAGACAGCAACAUUUUUCUCGAUCCCCAAGGAAUCUGCCUCAGGUCUCGGGAGUAAAUUCAACUGCAUUUCAGCAUCAUUCUGCAACACAGAAUCGGGUACCACUAGUUAAUACAUCAGCAUCAACUCUAUUGCAGAACCCAUACAGAGGUAGGUCGUUUUCUGAAUUUAAAAAUCCACAUCUGCAGCAAGCUCUGAAUCCUCGGCCGCCUCAACAGCAAGCUCUGAAUCCUCGGCCGCCUCAACAGCAAAGUCUGAAUUCCCGGCCACCCCAACAGCAAAGUCUGAACUCUCGGCCACCCCCACCAACGAGAUCAUCUAAUGAUAGCCAAUGGUCCCACAUUCAGCAAGGUGUCUCACAAUCUGGGAUUUUUCAGAGUGCCAUAGCUGCUGCACCAGGUGCCAGACAAGGUGGUUCCCAAGGUAGGAGUGUUCCUACAGCUGGAACUAGGUCUAUGGUUUCUAACCAGCCAGCCAGACCAUCGCCAGCAGUUUCAGCUCAAAAUCAAAGUACCGUCACAAGCACAUCUUUUGCAACUGACAGUUUCCAGAAGUUGACAGGAGAGCAAAGAGGAAAUCCACCACAGGCCGUUUCUAGGCCUGAUGAAUUAUUCAGUAUGCAAGCAGAACAAAAUUGGGUUCCCACUGGACGAAUGCGUGGAAGUCUAGAUUUAAGUCAGCAUUAUGAUGAUUCAAUUACGCAGCGAAUAAUUGCACCAACACAACAACAACAACAAAAUCAAAGUUCAAGGCAACAUGUUCCACAACCUGUCCGACGGAUCAGUGGGCCGUCCCAACUGGAUGUGCUUACUGCAAACAAUAGAAAUGCAAAUGCUCAUAAUCGUUCUUCCAGUAGGUAACACUUCUGCAAGGCUUCACUUGCACAUGUUUGGAAGACUUCAGAGAGCUGCACUUCAACUUCAUCUGUUGUAAAUAAAGUUGAUGAAGUCAAGUUAAAAGAAAGGCAAGGAAGAAAGAAUUCAAACAAAGCAUGACUUUCGGUACGAUAUCUGAUUUGGGGGAGGACACCCAUUUUAUGCACGCGGCCUGUGUUGAGCGGGAUAAAUCACAUUACAAAUUGAGACUUUGAUUAGGAACCAAGUUAUCUUGUAGCAAUAUAUGGGAAGUUACUAUUUUGACUAACAAGACAGAUAUUCAAGGUUUGCUUUUUCUGUUCCAUAAAUAUUAUUUCAGACAACUUAUUCUUAUUUUCAUACUUUCGUAAUGUGUGAAUGAUAAAUUUUAAAAUUUUUGGAA
Cajanus cajan (pigeon pea) is the source of this 3148-nucleotide messenger RNA. RefSeq lists its product as uncharacterized. Gene Ontology annotation, molecular function: zinc ion binding; SUMO ligase activity. NCBI's taxonomy places the organism in Eukaryota, Viridiplantae, Streptophyta, Magnoliopsida, Fabales, Fabaceae. Gene Ontology annotation, biological process: protein sumoylation. Gene Ontology annotation, cellular component: chromatin. The record is from RefSeq and is a predicted model, not a curated record.